Anarrhichthys ocellatus (wolf-eel) is the source of this 2723-nucleotide messenger RNA. RefSeq lists its product as uncharacterized. NCBI's taxonomy places the organism in Eukaryota, Metazoa, Chordata, Actinopteri, Perciformes, Anarhichadidae. The transcript has 4 exons. The record is from RefSeq and is a predicted model, not a curated record. Bases 128 to 2560 code for a protein of 810 amino acids.
UUUGCAUUUGUUCAGUGAGUGUUUUGUGAUCAGAAGAACACACUGCUAUCCUGCAGUAACUUGGCCAACGAAGAAGGAAAAGAUUCAAACAAUCAUUCGAACUUGCUUCUCGUGUCCUUUGUGCGAUAUGGAGGCAGCCACGUCCACCUACCAGCACUCUUACGGUCUGGGCCCUCGGGGUCCAGACCCACAUUACGGUGCUCAGCAGGGCCAGGGACCCCACCCGCCGUCAGCUCCGGGAGCUCCACGUCCUCAGGAGCAGCACCACCACAAGCCUUAUUUCUACAUGCAGCCCUCGCAGCCGUACAUGAGCAUGCAGUGGCCUGUGCCGGUGCCCAUGCCUGUGUCCUACAACCCAUACUACCCUGGUUUAGGCUACGGCCUGCCCAUGAUGCCCCACUAUCAGCCUAAUCCCUACAUGGAGCCACCUGGGUUUGUCGUACCCACCACCCACCUCCAUUUGAUGGACUACCGCCGCAUGCUCAACCCUCAGUAUUACCAGACCAUGGCCUACCACUCCCGCAGGUUCCGCUACCAGCAGAACAGCCAGACCAGAGAAAUGACGAGCUCCGAGGUUCAAACCGAGCCCCUGUCAGCCGCCCAGAGGACCAGCACCAGCCAGGUCGAGGCCCCUGUUGGCCUCUCAGUCCGCAGCGGCGACGGCAACCCUGUUGUCUCCAUCAAGCAGCCGCUCUCACCAGCUCUGCCUGUGCAGAAGUCAGAUCAUUCUGUGGAGCUAAAGGACAUGGCGCCCUCUUCCACCACCAGGAUGCCACCAAGCAGCAGCAGCAGCAGCAGCAGCUUUGUGAUCCAGACGGAGGAGGUGAGGAUUGAAUGCUGCACCACGCCGGUGGGACUGCAACUCCUGCAUGCUCAUGAGACUGCAGAGGUGUCCCACAGCUUUUCCCAAGAUGUGGUCCAGUGCAGCAGCUCCUCCGUCCUCCAGGGUCACGUCGUACGGCAGGACGAGGAACGGUGCCUCCCCGCAGAACAGUCGGAGCAGGUGCUCCAAGCUUGUCCUGACACCCUGUUGGUUGGGACGCACAGCGGCGGUGAGAAGCUCCCGCCUUUGGAGGCACCAAGAAACCAGAUGGAUCUUGCGGUCGUCCUCUCUGACGUCGGUUCCCGAGUACCAGCUCGCAACGACGUUCAAGAGACGAGCGGUGAGAAAGGCCCGUCUGAGGAUUUCCCCUUCAAAGUUGUCCACCUGCCGUUCGACCCUAAAUACCUGGACGAGCUGUGGAAGAUGGAGUCCACUGUCUGGUCAAUGAACGAAACUGCGAUACCCUCCCCUGAAUCGCUGAUCCCAAAUGGCCGCCCAGAGUCUCACGAUGCAACAGAAGAAGUCGCGUCCGUGAAUCAGAUGUCUCCUCUGGCAGAGGAUGAACAGGACAUGGUCCCCGCUGUGGAGGAGCAUCCUGAGGAUGAGAUGGCGCCUGAAGCUGAUGCAUGCCAAUUUAUGGAGGUUCCUGUUGCAGAGGAAGCUCCUACAACGGAGCUGACGCACACAGCAGAAGAUAAUUCCCCUCUUAAGGCAGAUGGAAAUGUCCAGGAUCACCAGGACACUUCCUUCGAAUCGUUGCCUGCCUACCUCCCUUCAACCAGCUGGCUUGCUGACUUUGAUAGUCUCCACUAUUGUAGCAAGAUGCCGCCAACUCCCAAGAAGCAGAACAGACCUCCGAGCAGCUGUGGAUUAGACGUACCAACCAGAAGAAGAAAACUAGACCAUAUCUAUAAAGGCCAACCUACCGUUCGGAAGCCAAAAGAGAGGUACAAACCCAAAGGGAAGGCAGAUCGGCGAAGCUUCUCCGACCACGAAUGCUGCCUCAACAGAGGCUUCAAUGAGAACGAGUUUACUCCUUACGAGUCAAAGAGGGAGCGACUUUGCUCCAGAUGUGUGGCGAAGACCACGAUCUGUGUGGCCGACAGUCGAGAUCUCGACGGUCGCACCUUAAAGAGAAAAGCGUCUCUUUUCGAACAAUGGAACGACGCUCUCUUACCGACAUGCGAAGCCUGUGCGUCCCACUCCAAGAAACGGCUGGUGAGCAAAGGUUCCAGUCCGGAUGUCCGCGGCUCUCUCCAUGGACACGACACCGAGGGAGAGUCCUCCGAGAACGGCUCGUGUCGCUUCGGCUCAAAGUGGAGGGCGGUCGAUGGUCCCAGGAAGCCGAACAACCUCAAGAUGCCGCUGGCCUCCAAGCAAAACGUGGAGAGGUGUCCCGCGACAACUCACCUGAAGCGGAGGGAGAAGAACUGCGUUUGCAACGAGCCGCAGCGUGAGGCCGUCCCGUGGGAGAGGCUGCGCCACUGCCCCCACGGCAAUGCCAUCCAAGAAAUGGACGAGAACCGCGCGUCGCCGGUUUCCCUGCUGGACAAACGCAGGAUAAUGGAUCAGAUUUAUCUGACACACAGGUGGCAAACGGAGAACGCGUGGAAAGCAGUGAUGCCUAACCCAGACAGUGACGGCUCCAAGAACGAAGCCAGAACACCACAUUUUAAUAAGCACAAGAAAUCACAACCACAAUCACAAGGAAAUUCUAGAAAAGACACAAGAUGCUGAUUUUCACAAGAGCACAAUCGACCAAGUGAAAAAUGACACUUUUUAAGAAAUGUUUAUAUAUAUAUAUAUAUAUGAUGUACACUUAAUUUAAAUGAUUUUCACCUAAAUGAACUGUAUAAUCACUGUUUCACUAUUUAUUAACAAUAAAAUAAACACAACUUUA